Molecule: messenger RNA, 1629 nt
Organism: Nerophis lumbriciformis (worm pipefish)
Lineage: Eukaryota; Metazoa; Chordata; Actinopteri; Syngnathiformes; Syngnathidae
Source: RefSeq, a predicted model, not a curated record
ACAAAAUGGCGUUUGAUGGAAAAGACGUUCUUAUGGUGGUCAUAGUGGGUUGUUUUUUUUAUAAUCAGCACGUACAUGUAGACACAUGUGCUUUUAAUGGAGUAAACAUCGUUAAUAAUUGUUUGGGUUUGGAUACAUUAGUUUAAGCGCACUUUGUUGCUUCCCAUACUAGCUUAGCUUGCUAACUUGGCUUGCUAGUUAGCUUAGCUGGUUAGCUUAGCUAGUUAGCUGCUAACAAAGAGACGCGGUUUUAUCAACACAUCGCUAAGCAGAGAUCAAGUGUGAGUGUAAAGUGUUGUGAUUGUGUGAAAAUGUGCGAAAGAUCGAUAGCAAAGUACGAGGAGGACCUUUCUCCAACAAAAGAGACCGAGCGACCACAUCAACUACUGGACGCUGUUUUCAAGAAAUAUCAAGUUGUGUUACACAGAACAGACGUCCAGCAGCGCUCCCACAUUGAAGAGGAAGAGGAGGAGCCAGAGCCCCCCCACAUUAAAGAGGAAGAGGAAGAAGUGUGGAUCACUCAGGAGGGAGAGGCUGAUCUCACCAAGUUUCCACUGACUGUUGUCUCUGUGAAGACUGAAGACCAUGAAGACAAACCACCUGAGUCAUCACACCUUCAUCACAGUCCAAAGGUCUUUGAAAAACACCUUCUCCCUGAGCAGCAAGAAUGGAGCUUCAGGAUGGAACAGGGGGAGCCACAGCCCUCCCGCAAUAAAGAGGAAGAUGAUGCGCCACAGUCCUUGCACAUUAAAGAGGAAGAAGAGAACCCACUGAUCCCCCACUUUAAAGAAGAGGAGGAACACAGCAUCAGUCAGGAGUCCCCAGUAAUUGCUGUGAUUGUGAAGAGUGAAGAUGAUGAGGUCAAAGGUGAAAGCGAGGAGAAGAGAGAGGCGGAGCCUCCAAGCAGCAGCUCAACUCAACACAUGACAACAGAAGCUGAUGGAGACCACUGUGGAGGAUCACAAGCAGACAAGCUCUUAGCUCCACUAUCAGAUAGUGACGACACAACGUCUCACUCUCCUGACAUUGAUGAUGAAGACUCUAAAGAUGAUAAGACAUGUCACACUGACAACACACGCUUUAAAUGUUCUCACUGUCACAAAACUUUUAGAUUCCGUUGUACUCUAAUAACACACGUGCGAAAACACACUGGAGAAAAACCAUUCUUGUGCUCAGUUUGUAAUGGAAGAUUCUCUACAAAGUACACUUUGGACAAACACACCUUGAUACACACUGGAGAAAAACCUUUUAUCUGUUCAGUCUGUCAUAAAGGUUAUAGACAAAGACAUGAUUGGAAAGUACACAUGAGAACACACACUGAAGAAACAGUGUUUAGUUGCAGUGUGUGUGGUGAAAGAUUCUCUUCUAAGUACCAGUGUAAGAAACACAAGUGUGCUGGUGAGAACAGCAGCAGUUGGGGGGGCAACGGGACUCAGAUGGUAGUGUGGCCGUGCCAGCCAACCCAGGGUUGCUGGUUUGUAACAAGCGUCCAUCAUCCGAGUCACGGCUGUAGUGUGCUUGUUCCCAGUACCCCAACUUUGUACGCAACCACUGGGUCCCUAAUGCUCUCAGUUGCCGAUGAAACAAAAAGCUCCAAUCCAUGAGGAGGACCUGAUGUUCAAUUUGCUC